This is a messenger RNA of Aspergillus welwitschiae, 2928 nucleotides long. Its product is annotated as thiamine diphosphate-binding protein. The transcript is spliced from 10 exons. The coding region runs from base 1 to 2928 and encodes 975 amino acids. NCBI's taxonomy places the organism in Eukaryota, Fungi, Ascomycota, Eurotiomycetes, Eurotiales, Aspergillaceae. Gene Ontology annotation, molecular function: magnesium ion binding; zinc ion binding; carboxy-lyase activity. The record is from RefSeq and is a predicted model, not a curated record.
AUGGCCCCUCCAUUCACAAUAUCAAUGCCACACCCUCAGCUGUUCGAGCGGCCGCGCAUUACUACUAAUCGAGAGCACAGAAGCAAGCCCCUUCUGUCCCCAGGUCCGGACGAGGUGCUGGUCAACCUAAAAUUCUCCGGACUCUGUCACUCCACCCUUCAUCAGUGGAGAGAUGGUCACGAGGGUACAGGUGUUGUGAUAGCCGCCGGUAACGAGGUGGAGGACAUUAAGAUUGGUGAUCAUGUCGGUAUACAGUGGAUCAAUAGGACCUGUGGUGUCUGCGAUGCAGAUAAACAAUCAGAUUUCGUCUCGUGCCCACACGCUCGAAUGACAGGAUAUUCGGUUGAUGAUACCUUUGGGGAAUAUUGUAUUAGCCAAGCAUGCCAUGUCGUGCGACUCCCUAAACAGUUCCCUCUUGAUAUUGUUGCUCCAAUUAUCUGUGUCGGAACUACGUGCUUCAGAGCGGUAGAGGAGAGUGGUGCACAACCCGGUAGCCUUGUAGCUGUUGCCGGACCGCCAGGUGGACUAACAACAUUGACAUGUCAAUACGCUAAGGCCCGCGGUUGUCGAGUUCUGGCCGUAUCUACAGGAGAUGAUAGUGAGCUUCUAUAUAAGAAGAAGCUUGAUGUGGAGUACUAUAUAGACUACAAUUGCUCAGCCGAUAUCGUGGCUGAAGUCCAGGGUAUAAAUGGCAACGGGCCCGACGCUGCAAUACUGAUAGAAGGAUCAGGAGCACUUCUCAAAGGAGCACUUCAGUAUGUGCAACCUAGAGGAACAGUUGUCGUUGUGGGCUUGCCUCCAGGGUCCCCAGUUGGCAUUGACGUAUGUAAGUUGGUGUCAAGGAUGGCACAGGUCAAGGUUGUGCCUUAUGGCGGAACUCGAGAGCAGAUAGAGGAGGCCAUUCUUGUUUCUACCAAGGAGAGAUUCUACCAACCAUGUCAUGUUUUUGCACUUGACCAGCUUCCUCAAGUUCUCGAAUCUAUGCAGAAUGAGAUACCUGAAGGAACCUCCCCGAAGCCGGCGUUAUAUUAUGGCGGUCAAUUGCUCGGCGAAGCAGUCAUUAAGAUGCCGCAUACAGAAGCAACUCCCAAGCCCCAGACGAUAGCAUAUCCACCAACUUCUCAGUCAACCUUUCAUCAAACAAAUUAUAACAUUGGCACAUUUCUGGGCUACCGGUUGGAGGAGCUAGGUGUCCGCGAUUACUUCGCUGUACCAGGGGAUACUAAUUUCUUCCUCCUUGACAAUUUGCUGAAGAGCCCCAACCUUCGUAUGGUGACAUGCUGCAACGAGCUGAACGCUGGUUAUGCCGCCGAUGGUUAUGCUCGCGUUUCAUCAGCCCGCAUUGCGGUUGUUGUCGUUCCUUACAUUGUAGGCAGCCUAUCCGCUCUCAAUGCUGUAUCAGGCGCCUGUUCGCAAUAUGUCAGAUUGAUUGUACUCUCUGGUUGCCCUGCCACUGGCCUCGUUAAUAGCGACAAAUUUCUGCAUCACGCCCCCACCGCAAAGAAUAAAGAUCAGGCCCUCCAGGCAUUCCAGGGAGUCACAGCUGCAUCUGUCCGUCUAGAAUCAGUUGAGACUGCCCCCGGCGUACUGGAUGAUACGAUAAGCAAAUGCCUAGACUCCAGUUUGCCAGUCUACAUAGAAAUCCCCAAUGAUCUAGCUUCCGCUGCAUGCACUCCGCCGUCGCCACUGAGCAGGAAGGUGAACUUAAAGACCCAACCACACGUCUUAAAGGAGGCUGCAGAAGCAAUUACAGGUAUAUGGAACUCAUCCAAAAGGCCUGUAUUAUUACUUGGAAGCUUAGCAGGUCUAUCUCUCCCUCGUCUUCAUAUUGAACUUCUAGCAGAAAAGCUUGGCUGUGCGGUUCUUUGUCAGCCCGAUGGCCGAUGCAUCGAAGAAUCUCAUCCGCAGUAUUGCGGUCAAUUCUGGGCUGGAAUGACAAACCCGGAAGGUGAGCACAUCGUCAUGAGCUCAGACCUUUGGCUAGUCAUUGGUGGAAAUUGGUCCGAUCUUCAUGUUGUGAUGAGUAGCCAUAAGCAGGAGAACCAUCGCAUGAUUAGCGUGGACAAGGGCUGGGUCGAGCUACCCGAUGGAAAGCAUAUCAAGCCUGUGAAUAUUGGUGCAUUGGUAGCGCAGCUCAUCAUGUCUGGAAUGAAACCUAAGACCGAGUCAAUUCCGCGACCCAAGCCACUUAUUGGUUGUUUGCUUCCCGACGAAACGGAGACACCCGAGACACCCUUGACUUUAAGAAGCAGUAUCAGCGGUAUUCAGGGACUUAUCAAGGGGCAUGACACGUUACUCUGCGACGCAGGAGAGUCAUGGCUCAUCGCUAAUCAUAUUCUUCUUCCCCCUGAAGCCAACUGCCAUCUACAAUUUCCGUAUUGCUCUAUCGGAUGGGCAUUACCUGCUGGAUUUGGUUCCCAACUUGCUCGGACACGGGGUCGAUCAAUCAUCCUUAUUGGUGAUGGAGGAUUUCAGAUGACAGCGCAAGCAGUUAGCAGUAUGAUUCGUCAUAAGGCUAACCCGGUUAUAUUUGUUUUUAACAAUCUUGGCUACCAGAUUGAGGCAAGUCAAACUGCUAUGCAUCAGGGGCCGUAUAAUUACAUUGCCAACUGGGACUAUGUCAAGUUAGCCAGUUCUUUCUCCUCGAAGCCUCACGCUCCGUCUCACAAUCCCUACGCCAGCAAGGAAGAUGAGGAGCGAGAAGGAAGUCCAUCCAUGUUCGCCUUGAAAAUCAAGACUAUCGGAGAUUUCAGGCAAGCACUGAAUAGAGUGGACGAAGAACCGGACAAACUCGCGUUUUUAGAACUCUGCAUCCAACCCAAUGAUGUAACUGACGACCUUAGGCGGCUCGGUAGAAUGAUGGCAGAUCGGAGCGCGGAAGCGUCAAGAAAAUCUCAAAGUCUUGACACCGAAGAGGUGGAUGAGUAG